Molecule: messenger RNA, 3209 nt
Organism: Oryzias latipes (Japanese medaka)
Lineage: Eukaryota; Metazoa; Chordata; Actinopteri; Beloniformes; Adrianichthyidae
Product: 3-hydroxy-3-methylglutaryl-coenzyme A reductase
Biological process (GO): coenzyme A metabolic process; sterol biosynthetic process; isoprenoid biosynthetic process
Cellular component (GO): endoplasmic reticulum membrane; peroxisomal membrane
Molecular function (GO): hydroxymethylglutaryl-CoA reductase (NADPH) activity; NADP binding; protein binding
Source: RefSeq, a predicted model, not a curated record
UAUUUCCGCUCGUUGCAUCAGGGGUUAUGAGUAGUGCCAACACCGGCAUGGAGAGAACUGUCUGUUCCCGGUGAAAGUCACCGUUUAAAGUACGUAAAUUUUACAAAGAGACCAAACAAUAACUUUAGGAAUAUAAUGAGGCCGCAAGACAAAUAUUUCUCUGAGAUUGGUGGAGUGGGAAGGCUAAUGUGGCUAAAGCUGAGGGAGUGGACUGUUACAGAAGAGAAAACCACCACUACAGUAUUUUAUGGAAGACUGCACAGCUUUAAUUGAGUUUAGACUUUUGUAACCUUAAGAAGGGCUAACGACCCCUGGGAACAUGCUGGCCCGCCUGUUCAGGCUCCAUGGCCUGCUGGUGGCUUCCCACCCAUGGGAGGUGAUAGUGGGGACCCUGGCUGUGACCGUGUGCCUCUUCUCCAUGAACAGCAGCUUCACAGCCAGCAGCCAAGUGUGCAGCUGGAGCGAGUGCCCCAAAGCGCAGGAGAACGUCCACAGCAAUGACUUUAUCAUCCUGACCAUCACUCGCUGCAUGGCCAUUGUUUACAUCUAUUUCCAGUUCAAGAAUCUGUUGCAGCUGGGAUCCAAAUAUAUUCUGGGUAUUGCAGGGUUAUUCACAGUAUUUUCCAGCUUUGUUUUCAGCACAGUGGUCAUCCAUUUCUUUGGAAAAGAGCUCACAGGCCUCAAUGAAGCUUUGCCGUUCUUUCUCCUGCUCAUCGACCUGUCCAAAGCCUGCACGCUUGCCAAGUUCGCCCUCAGUUCCAGCUCUCAGGAGGAGGUGAGGGAGAACAUCUCGCAGGGAAUGGCCAUCCUGGGCCCCACCUUCACCCUGGACGCUCUGGUGGAGUGUCUGGUGAUCGGAAUCGGCACCAUGUCAGGCGUUCCUCAGCUGGAGAUCAUGUGCUGCUUCGGCUGCAUGUCUGUUCUGGCCAAUUACUUUGUGUUCGUGACGUUCUUCCCGGCGUGCGUCUCUCUGGUGCUGGAGCUGUCAAGGGAGAGCAGAGAGGGCCGUCCCAUAUGGCAGAUGAGCCACCUGGCUCACGUCCUGGCAGAAGAGGAGGACAACAAACCCAACCCCGUCACCCAGAGGGUCAAAAUCAUCAUGUCUCUGGGCCUGGCCUUGGUUCACGCCCACACCCGCCUCACAGCCGAGUCUCUGGGGAAAAACCGCACAGCUGCCGUGGAAAGACCCGACGCGACUGGAUCCCUGUGGCCUCAGAAGCUCUCCAGCGUGGAGCUAGAACACGUGAUAACGCUCGGCCUCGCCCUGCUUCUCGCCGUCAAGUACGUCCUCUUCGAGCAGGCGGAGACAGAGUCCUCUCUGUCUCUCAGGAGUCCCAUUAGCAGCUCCCCCCCAGCCCUGAAGCCCCCGGUGGCCGAGGACUGCUGCAGGAGGGACCUCCCAGCUCCGCCGACCCGGAGGAGCUCCAGCGGUGUCCUAGCAACCAGCUCCUCUUCCUCGGAGCUGAGCGCGUCCCCAGGCGAAGACUCCAUGGAGCCAGAGCAGAGGGAGCCGGCGUCUCCCGAACCUCCGGGCUGCAGGUCGGAGCUGCGACCGCUGGACGAGUGCGCGGCCGUCCUCGCCGAUCCUCAGAGAGGGCCUCGGAUGGUGACCGACGUGGAGGUAAUGCAGCUCGUCACCGCGGGUAAAAUCCAGAGCUACAAGCUGGAGACGGUCCUGCAGUCUCCGGAGAGGGGCGUGGCCAUCAGGAGGGAGCUGCUGUCGCCUAAGCUGCCUGCAGCGUCUGCGCUGGAACAGCUGCCCUUCAAGGAUUACGACUACUCCAAGGUGAUGGGCGCCUGCUGUGAAAACGUCAUCGGGUACAUGCCGGUGCCUGUGGGGGUGGCUGGGCCCCUCCUCUUAGAUGGCCGCCAGUUUUACGUUCCCCUGGCAACCACAGAGGGCUGUCUGGUGGCCAGCACCAACAGAGGAUGCAGAGCGCUGUCGCUGAGCGGGGGCUGCAGCAGCAGGAUCCUGGCCGACCGCAUGACCCGCGGCCCCGUGGUCAGGCUGCCGUCGGCCUGCCGGGCCGCAGAGGUCAAAGUCUGGCUGGAGACCGCGGACGGCUUCAGUCUGAUCAAAGAGGCGUUCGACGAGACCAGCAGGUUCGCUCGUCUGGAGAAGCUGCUGGUCUGCAUCGCUGGGAGGAGCCUCUACAUCCGCUUCCAGUCCCAGACGGGAGACGCCAUGGGCAUGAACAUGCUGUCUAAGGGCACGGAGCAGGCGCUGCACCGACUCCAGCAGCACUUUCCGGACGUGGAGCUGCUGGCGCUCAGCGGCAACUACUGCACCGACAAGAAGCCCGCCGCCAUCAACUGGAUCCUGGGCAGGGGCAAGUCCGCCGUCUGCGAGGCCACCAUUCCCGGCCAGGUGGUCCGAGAGGUGCUGAAGAGCAGCGCGGGCGCUCUGGUGGAACUGAACAUCAGCAAGAACCUGGUGGGCUCCGCCAUGGCUGGAAGUGUGGGAGGCUUCAACGCUCAUGCUGCCAACAUUGUGGCCGCCAUCUUCAUCGCCUGUGGACAGGACCCGGCACAGGCGGUCAGCAGCAGCAGCUGCAUCACCCAGAUGGAGCCGUCCGGUCCGGACGGACAGGACCUGUACAUCAGCUGCACCAUGCCCUCCAUAGAGCUGGGCACGGUGGGCGGGGGCACCAACCUGCCGCCACAGCAGGCCUGUCUGCAGAUGCUCGGGGUCAGCGGCCCCAACGAGCCGGGCGAGAACGCCCGCCAGCUGGCCCGGGUGGUCUGCGGUGCCGUCCUGGCGGGGGAGCUCUCCCUGAUGGCGGCUUUGGCCGCCGGUCACCUCGUCAAAAGUCACAUGACCCACAACAGAUCCAAAACAAACCUGGCAGCGGCCUUUGGGAAGUCGGAUCAGACGCCGUGACGUAGGGGCCACCGUGGAAAUGCGUCAUUUCCUCUUUUUUUACUUGAACUGAAUCGCCAUGGAAACGAGCCGAACCGAAGCUCCUUUCAUCUCCUGAGGAAAACAUUUCUCUGCACGGAUCAACACUUUUGACCUUAAUUUAUUUAGAAAAAGCCGGCUCCAGUGUUUGUGGCGUUGGCCCCUCCCCCUCUGAGGGCGCCGCUGUAUACUGUGUAUACUGACUUAGAGGUUAAGUUAUGAUGAAGACGGCGUUUUGUGGACGUUGUCUUAAGUGUCCUUAAAGCAUGACUAAGCACAAAACCCUGCCAAUAAAAGGAUCUUCAGCUGA